Molecule: messenger RNA, 1875 nt
Organism: Triticum turgidum subsp. durum (durum wheat)
Lineage: Eukaryota; Viridiplantae; Streptophyta; Magnoliopsida; Poales; Poaceae
Source: the annotation of a GenBank genome assembly
AUGGCUUCACCGUUCGGGGGCGCCUCAACGUGUGGCCUCAAGGCCGCCGCUCCUUCCGGAUUCGCGACCAGGAAGCAGCUCUCCCUCGUUUCGCCCCCGUUGGUCUCGCUGCCCAAGAGGGUCAGGCCAGGGAGAAAGUGCGGUGUCCGAGUGAACGCUGCAAAGGAGCUGUAUUUCAACAAGGACGGGUCGGCUAUAAAGAAGCUGCAAACUGGAGUCAAUAAGCUUGCUGAUCUGGUUGGAGUUACUCUUGGCCCAAAAGGGCGGAAUGUCGUCCUUGAGAGCAAAUACGGGUCUCCUAGAAUUGUCAAUGAUGGCGUCACGGUGGCAAAAGAGGUUGAGCUGGAGGACCCUGUUGAAAAUAUUGGAGCUAAAUUGGUCAGGCAAGCUGCUGCUAAGACCAAUGAUUUGGCUGGUGAUGGAACUACCACUUCUGCCAUCCUUGCUCAAGGAAUGAUUGCUGAGGGUGUUAAGAUUGUAGCUGCCGGUGCUAAUCCAGUACAGAUUGCCCGUGGUAUUGAGAAAACAACCAAAGCACUAGUCGGUGAGCUCCGAAAGAUGUCCAAGGAGGUUGAAGAUAGCGAACUUGCUGAUGUUGCUGCAGUAAGCGCUGGAAAUAACUACGAAAUUGGCAACAUGAUAGCUGAUGCUAUGAGCAAGAUUGGGCGACAGGGGGUGGUUACACUUGAAGAAGGGAAGAGUGCCGAAAACAACCUCUAUGUGGUUGAAGGGAUGCAAUUCGACCGCGGCUAUAUUUCUCCCUACUUUGUAACCGACAGUGAAAAAAUGUCAGUGGAGUAUGAGAAUUGCAAGCUGCUUCUUGUGGACAAGAAAAUUAACAACGCCAGAGAUCUCAUCACUCUUCUGGAGGACGCUAUUAAGGGUGGAUAUCCAAUUUUAAUAAUCGCAGAGGAUAUUGAGCAGGAAGCUCUUGCAACUCUUGUGGUCAAUAGGCUUAGAGGUGAACUGAAGAUUGCUGCUAUUAAAGCCCCUGGUUUUGGAGAGCGCAAGAGUCAAUACCUGGAUGAUAUCGCUACUCUGACAGGAGGCACUGUCAUCAGAGAAGAAAUCGGACUGUCCCUGGACAAAGCAGACAAAGAAGUUCUUGGAAAUGCCGCCAAGGUUGUAAUUACUAAGGAUUCGACAACAAUUGUUGGAGAUGGUACUACACAGGAGGAAGUAACCAAAAGGGUUACACAAAUCAAGAACCAAAUUGAGGCUUCUGAACAGGAAUACGAAAAAGAAAAGCUAAACGAGAGGAUAGCUAAACUAUCCGGUGGCGUUGCUGUCAUUCAGGUAGGAGCACAGACUGAAACUGAGCUUAAGGAAAAGAAACUGAGGGUUGAAGACGCACUGAAUGCAACAAAGGCCGCUGUGGAGGAAGGUAUUGUUGUCGGUGGUGGUUGUACCCUUCUAAGGCUUGCAUCAAAAGUUGAUGCCAUUAAAGAAACCCUUGAGAAUGAUGAACAGAAGGUCGGUGCUGAAAUUGUGAGGAAAUCCUUGAGCUAUCCUCUUAAACUGAUUGCGAAAAAUGCUGGUGUCAAUGGCAGUGUGGUCACUGAGAAGGUCCUUGUGAACGACAACUUCAGGUACGGCUACAAUGCCGCUACAGGGAAUUAUGAGGAUUUGAUGGCUGCUGGUAUUAUUGAUCCCACCAAGGUUGUGAGGUGCUGCCUGGAGCAUGCCGCAUCGGUGGCGAAAACAUUCAUCACCUCGGACGCCGUCGUGGUCGACAUCAAGGAAUCUGAGAAGGCGCCUGCCGCAAACCCAAUGGCCGGUUCAGGUCCCUUGGGCAGCAUGCUGCGUUGUCGGAGGUUAUACUUUGAGCAAAGAAGCGUGGGUGCUAUUGUGUCGCGGGUCGAAGCCGGAAACUAA